Molecule: messenger RNA, 1296 nt
Organism: Lasiodiplodia theobromae
Lineage: Eukaryota; Fungi; Ascomycota; Dothideomycetes; Botryosphaeriales; Botryosphaeriaceae
Product: Peptidase A1
Exons: 7
Coding region: 1-1296 (431 amino acids)
Biological process (GO): proteolysis
Molecular function (GO): aspartic-type endopeptidase activity
Source: RefSeq, a predicted model, not a curated record
AUGGCAACGCGUGCACUCUCUACGUUCGUUUUGGCCAACUUUCUGGGCUCAUGCCUCUCUUUAGCUGUGCCAGUCGUGCGCCAAAGCGGCAAAGUUGGCGUCCUUGAUGUUUCCAUCCCACCCAACAGGAACGAUGACCAAUACUACACGGUUGAUCUCGAUUUCGAUGGCCAAACUGUUCCGGUUCUUCUCGAUACUGGCUCUGGAGAUCUCUUCGUUGGGUCAAACCAAUGCAGCACGACUGAUCCAGACAGUGGAUGCUACAACAGCCCAUUUUACCAAAUCACCAAUGAAACCGUCAUCGUUGCGAACGAGACGUUCGGCACUGUUGUGGGAGUUGCCGGCGUGAAUGGAAAUCAGUCCAUCAUGCCCGUUGAUUUUGGAGGCGUUACCAUUCCAGAUCUCGCCACUCCCCUUCUUUAUUAUGCGGGCAAGGGCGAGUUCCAGAAUGGGUCUUUCGGAGGCAUUCUUGGUGUCUCUCCGCGCAACGUUUCUCGCAACUAUUACUUCUUCGAGCGGCUUCCUCCAAUCGAUGCCAUGAUCACAGAAGGUCUGUUGGAGAAGCCCGUCUUCUCGCUGACCCUGCCGAGACUGGGAGAUCCUGAUUCCAUAUCCGGAAAAUUAACACUUGGCGCCAUCGAGGACGCUCCGAUCAUCGGAGACAUCUCCUACAACGAAAUCAUCGACGCACCCAACUACGGCUACGAGGAUGCCCGUCUCGCCCCGAUGUCCUGGACCUCCCAGCUGGAGGGCGUGCGCAUGAACGGAGUUGAGAUCAACAUGACGCAGAGCUCAAUCGACGCGCAAGGCCGCUACCUCUCCCUCUUCGACUCGGGCGCCCAAACCAUCCUCCUCCGCUACCAAGAAUUCACCGCCGUCGCCGCGCUCUUCAAGGGCAAGACGAUUGUGCAGGACGGCUACGCCGUCUACUUCGACUGCGCCGAGCCGCAGCUGCUCGAGCUGAACUACCACGGCCGCUGGUUCGCCGUCGACCCGCUCGACUUGAUAAUCCCCAGCGACCAUGGUGUGGUCAACGGGACGGUGAUGUGCAAGUCCGCGCUGGGCACGUGGAGCAGGACGUUUGCGGACUCGAUUAUCGGUGUGCCGUUUAUGCGGAAUACGCUGAGUGUGUUUGAUUACGUGACGGAGGAUUUGUACAGUGUGCAGCCGCGCGUGGGGUUGGGGAGCUUGACGGAUGGCGCGGCGGCGAUGGAGAGCCAGAAUCGUUGGAACGACGAACAGAACUUCUGCCACCUUGAUCUUCGCUACCGUGAGAGGACAGGUGGUCAGCAGUGA